AUGAAUCAUAUUAUGAUCCUGGAAUCAAUUUAAAAGAAUCUUCAUAAAUUUAGUAAAAGUCAUAAAUAGCAAAUUAUCAAAAGAAUCGUAGUACCCAAAAAGGCAGCGGAGCUACAUUACAUGAAAUUGUCAACAAAUAGCUACAAGCCAUAAGAUAAUCAAGAAGAAGUUUAAAUAAAGAUCUUUCAUUCAACUCUAUAAAUUAAAAUAGUUCUUGCUAAAUAGAUGAUUAAAGUUCUAAUUUAUAUUUUGCUAGUAAUACUGAUAUUUACAGUAGCUAAUCUAAUAUAUUUGUCAAAUAGGAUCUGUGCCAAUAAGAUCUGUCAGCACUCAAUAUUUAAGCUUUGCAAAUUAGAAUGA
Molecule: messenger RNA, 360 nt
Organism: Tetrahymena thermophila SB210
Lineage: Eukaryota; Ciliophora; Oligohymenophorea; Hymenostomatida; Tetrahymenidae
Product: transmembrane protein, putative
Exons: 1
Source: RefSeq, a predicted model, not a curated record